CUACGACUUUCUCGAAGACCCUUAGGGCGGCGUUCUUAGAGGUGUAAUGGGUGAGGAGUUGAUCUUCUUAUGCAAUGCUUAAUACUCAAGCCGAGGUGUUUACGGUGUUUACCCCUGCGUCUCUGAAAGUGAUUUUUGAACCGACGAACAUACAAGCCUCGUCUCAAACGACGAAUCAAUAUGCAUUAGCGAUCCGACAACACAAGCAGGUGGAUUACGCCACCCCCCUAAAAACAUCAACUCACUACCGCAUCUCUACCACAUGAGGCAACCCCGCGAGGAGCAAUGUAAACGCACAGACGGUGACCUUACUCGGGCGUCGCCAAAAAACGGCCCAGCCAAAACAUCUUAAAUCCUUCUUUCUACACCGCUGCAUUUACGUUCCUUACCUCCCUGAAACUAUGUCCUCGACCCUCUCCCUCUCCUCGCUCACUCAAUACGUCUUUCUGGCCUCGAUUGCUUACGUUCUUGCCGGCGCGCCUUUGCUGUCCCUUUUCUACGGUACGCGAGCCUCGCAUCCUAGCGACGCUAGCGCAGGGCACCACGGUGCUAGGCUGGAUGGCUUGGUAUUCCCGGAGGAGAAUCUGAGGUGUGGGGAGCAUGCGUAUCGGGGGGUUUACGUGCUGAGACGGGAUCCUCUGGUAGUUUACAUUGAGGGAUUCUUGAGCGCAGAGGAGGCGGGGCAUGUUGUUGGGUUGAGCGAACCGCUCUUCACGCCCUCAACGACUUGGACCGGCCACGCAGAAUACCUGAAUAAGACUAUCCGUAACAGCGAAAAGGCACCGCUGCCGCGUGAUGAUGUGGUGAAGUGCAUCGAGGACCGCGCGCGCCGCUUCCAGGGCUGGCGGCCGUGGAUGUUCAUUGAGAAGCUGUGGACGCAGAGAUACGGCGCGGGCGGGCACUACACGUACCACUACGACUGGAGCACGGGGACGCAGAAGAGCGGGCGGGUGAGCAGUUUCAUGGUCUAUGUAGCUGCGAACUGCACGGGAGGGGGGACGCAUUUCCCGCGCUUGGAGAGACCGAGGGGGCGCGAGUGGUGUCGGUUUAUCGAGUGUGAAGAGGAGAUGGAUGGUGUGGAGGAACAGGGGGUUGCGGGGACUAAUGCGACAUCUCAAAGUGGGAAGAGCGAGGGGAAAGAGGUGGAUUUGAGACAGGGCGUGAUCUUUAAGCCGGUGGCGAGGAAUGCGGUGUUCUGGGAGAAUAUGCGGAGUGAUGGGACCGGGUACCUGGAGAGCUGGCAUGCGGGGUUGCCGGUUAAGAGUGGGGUGAAGGUUGGAUUGAACGUUUGGAGUUGGUUCCAGGAGGGGUUUGUGCCACCUGUCGAAGAGCAAGGGCGAGUAGGUGGAGGGGAAUAAGGUGGAAAGUGAACAAUCAAAUAUAUGGAUGACUAUCUAAAGAGAACCAUGUCGGAUUCUAACAGUAAUGAAUCGGAUGUUCAUACUUCUAGCUUCUCGAGGGCGAGGUGAUUGCUGGAACAAUGCAGGAGGAUUCGAGGGUUUGCGGAUCCAAAGCAUAUGGCCCUUAUCAUGCGCAAAGAAGGUGCAAGGGACAUGGACAACAGUACCACUCGAAUCACACCAGCAGCAACAUGGAAAGUCUG
Dothidotthia symphoricarpi CBS 119687 is the source of this 1603-nucleotide messenger RNA. RefSeq lists its product as uncharacterized. The record is from RefSeq and is a predicted model, not a curated record. The coding region runs from base 402 to 1358 and encodes 318 amino acids. Gene Ontology annotation, cellular component: endoplasmic reticulum. The transcript is spliced from 2 exons. Gene Ontology annotation, molecular function: L-ascorbic acid binding; iron ion binding; procollagen-proline 4-dioxygenase activity. Lineage: Eukaryota; Fungi; Ascomycota; Dothideomycetes; Pleosporales; Dothidotthiaceae. Gene Ontology annotation, biological process: peptidyl-proline hydroxylation to 4-hydroxy-L-proline.